GGAAAACGUAAACUUUUAUAGUUUUCGAUAAACUAUCAAACCUGUACUAAACCAACAGUCGAUUGUCCCUCGAUUAAAUGACGUAUUGAUAUCUAUUGGCGGUUAAAAAACAGACUUUAGCAACAGACACUUGUAAAGUAUGGGCACAAAAUCGAGGUAUCUCAGAACAAUAACUUAGUUAAUAAACAAUUUUGUACAAUGUACAACAUCAAAUCAAGAAUUCCACAGUAGUUAAGCGUUGAGUUUGUAAACUAAACUUGUGUAAUUCAAACUAUGUCAGCCAUUGUUAUGCGUUUUUGGUUUUAAACACUGCAGUGUAGUGGUUAGUGUGUCGACUGAAGCGCCAGAGGUCCCGUGUACCAUUCCCGAAACGGAUUUGUUUAACCACAAAUCUAAUUUUAGUAUACACUAGAUUCAUACUUAGACGUAAAUUUCAUUCAAAAACCUAAACCAGGUGGUCGGAUAACUGUUUUGUAGACUGUACACUGUAGAACACGCCUCUUUUGUACUAUUUACGUAUUGGUGUAUAAUCGAAAUUACUGACAAUCAGCAAACCAUUGUAAAGAUAAACUAUGUUUGCAUUGUUAUCAGCUGCUGAAAGAUUGUAAGGUUUUUUUUAUAUCGACACUUCAGUCUACAGUGCUCUUUCGAAGGAAACAGUCAUUGUAUUUUUCAGCAAACGUUUUUGCUCAUAAUUUUUACUUAUUCUAAACCUCAAUUUAGUCAACUUUUGGUGAUUUAACUCGGAAUUAAUACAGUAAAAGAUUUGUGAAAAUCGCUGGAUUGGAUAUCGAGAUAUUUUACUUUAAACUUUGAGUUAGUUUUGGAGUUUUCCAUAUGGCAUUCGCUGUGAAAAACGUGAAGUGUAGUGAAGUGAUUAGUGUUAACGUGUAUGUAAAUACAGAAUAACUCAAAUGUUUUCUGUUGUAUUUGAAACGGAUUGUGGGAUCCCAGACAAAAAUACAUAACAUUGAAUUGGAAUACAAUACGCAUGGCAUGUUAAACAAUCGUGAAAGAUACCAAUAUCUAUUUGGGCAGAUACUUACUCUGGGUUCGCAACCAACAGACUUUUAACUGAGCUGCUAACGAACACAGAGCUAUAACUAGAAGAAUAAUUAAUUCUAAAAACAAUUGCAAGUGCUCCACAAGUUAAGUGAUAAGUCCUACCUGAAACAAAAGUGAUGCACAGUUUUUGAUUAAAACAAGUGUAAAGUUAGCCCACGAUGUCUGAAGAGGAGUCUAACAGGUCCAAAUACCACAGCAUGCCAGUUCGGCUGAGGCGUAAGGAUACGUGGAAGAAGAAUAGGGCUAAGCUGGACACAUGGUUCGGCCGGCCGAAGAAGGCCGGCGGCGGCGUGGACCGGCCGUACGACACCGCGCCCCGGCCGGGCACCGAACCCCGGCCCGAGGACGACGAGAGCUCGGCCGAGUACACGAGCAAGAUCGACGCGCUGAGCGACACGCAGCUACAGACCCGCUUCGAGGAGAUGCUGUCGGACAUGAACCUGAGUGAGGAGAAGAAGGCUCCACUCCGGAAGUAUCCGCGAGACCAGAAGAAGAAGAUGCUCGUGGCUUAUAAGUUUGUCAACACACAGGACGGGCGUUCCAAAUUCGAGAAGCCCUCCGACUACGUGACCUACUUGUCCACGCCAGAAUUAUCAGUGGGCAAGCUGCAUUGCUGUCUCGAGAACCUUCGCAUCGCGCUCACUAAUAACCCGCUGUCCUGGAUAGAAGAGUUCGGGACUAAGGGGAUUACUGUGCUGUUGCAUACGUUGACCACGUGUUAUGCCAACGACUCCCGCUACGACCGCGUCCAACACUCGUGCGUGCGCUGCAUCUCCGCCAUCAUGAACAACACGGUGGGGCUGCGCACCAUGUUCGAGUGUGCGCAGGCGCUGCCCGUGCUGGCGCGCGGCCUCGCGCCCGCCAAGCCGACCUGCGCGCUCGAGGCCGCCAAGGUGCUAGCGGCGACGUGUUUCAUCCCCAACGGUCACGAGAAGGUUCUGGAAGCGAUCACGCUGGCGGGCGAAGCCAACCGCAAGCCGCGGUUCCUGCCCAUUAUUGAGGGACUGGCGCCUAAGUCGCCUGAGAGUUUAAAGAACGGCUGUAUGCAACUUAUGAACGCCAUAAUAACAGAACCAGAAGAACUGGAGUUCAGGCUGCAUCUGCGGAGCGAGUUCAUGCGGACUGGACUCUAUGAUAUGAUUGACGAGCUCCGCUCCGGCGCGGAAGGCUCCCGCCAGAUCCAGAUGAACGUGUUCGACUCGCACGCCGCCGCCGACCAGGACGAGUUCCUGGCCAAGUUCGAUGACGUCAGAGUGGACUUCAACGACGCCAACGAGUGCUUCGAGCUCGUCAAGAACCUGGUGAUGGACUCCCCGGCGGAACCCUACUUGUUGUCCAUACUGCAGCAUCUGCUGUUCAUUAGAGAUGAUGAGCUUUAUAGGCCGGCAUACUACAAGCUGAUAGAAGAGUGCGUCACCCAGAUAGUGUUGCACAAGAACGGCUACGACCCCGACUUCAGACUGACGCAGCGGUUCAGCAUAGACGUGCAGCCGCUUAUAGAGGGACUUAUAGAAAAAUCCCGCGCCGAAGAGGAGCGCAAAAUCGAAGAACUAAAAGCCAAACUAGAGGCCGCCAUCAGCGCCCGCCAGGAGGCCGAGGCGCGGGCGGCGCACCUUGACGAACGCCUGCAGCAGAGCCCUAACACGGGGCCCAGCCAGCAGAAUAUUGCUGCCAUUGCCAAGGCCAUCGCAAGUCCCGGAGGCGCGCCGCCGCCGCCGCCACCUCCAAUGCCAGGAGGAGGCGCGCCGCCACCGCCGCCGCCGCCUAUGCCUGGAGGUGCCGGUCCACCGCCGCCCCCACCUCCACCUAUGCCCGGCAUGGGCGGGCCGCCGCCCCCGCCUAUGCCCGGUAUGGGCGGGCCGCCCCCGCCCCCGAUGCCGGGCAUGGGGCCGCCCCCGCCGCCCAUGGGAAUGGGCAUGAUGGCGCCGAAGAUGCCCCAACCAGACGUCCUGCCCCACGGCCUCAAGCCCAAGAAGAAGUGGGAGGUGGAGGGGCCGCUGAAGCGUGCCAACUGGAAGACGAUCGGACCGCAGAAGAUGUCAGAGAACGCUUUCUGGCUCAAGGUGCACGAAGACAGGCUGGCCUCCCCGGACAUCCUGAGCGGGCUGGCGCAGAAGUUCUCCAGCAAACCUGUAGCUAAGAAGAACGAGGAUUCAGUCGAUAAAGUCCACACCCUAAAGAAAGUGAAAGACCUCAAAGUCCUCGACUCCAAAGCCGCCCAGAACUUGUCCAUACUGCUCGGCGGGUCGCUCAAGCACAUGGCGUACGACCACAUCAAGAUGUGCAUACUGACUUGUGAUACGAAGGUGUUGAAUGGGAAUGUGCUGGAUCUGCUUAUACAGUACCUCCCCCCACCGGACCAGCUAAAGAAGCUACUAGAAUACAAGGACAGCCUCUCAUCCUUAACCGAAGCGGAACAAUUCGCAGCCACAGUGGCGGACAUCAAGCGUCUGGCGCCGCGGCUGAGGAGUCUGGCUUUCAGGGAACACUAUCAAGAGCUGAUUAGCUCGCUUAAACCGGACAUAGUAUCCGGCACUGCCGCUUGCGAGGAGGUGCGUUCGUCCGGCAAGUUCGCCAAGAUUCUAGAACUGGUGCUGUUGCUGGGCAACUACAUGAACACGGGCUCGCAUAACGCCGGGGCGUAUGGAUUUGAGAUCAGCUUCUUGACUAAACUUACGUCCACUAAAGACCUGGAGAACAAGCAGACGCUCCUCCACUACCUGGUGGAGACCAUCGAGGCCAAGUUCCCCGACGCACUGACUUUUGCAGAAGAGAUGCCGCAUAUAGACAGGGCGGCGCGCGUAUCCAUGGAACAACUCCAGAAGUCCCUAAAGAAGAUGGACAACGACAUCCGCUCCCUCGAGACGGACCUGGUGUCGGCGCGGGCGCCGCAGUGCGAGCGGGACAACUUCCACGAGACCAUGGCUCCAUUCGCAAAGGACGCCAGAGCCCAGUGCGACCUGCUCCAUUCCAUGUACAAGAAGAUGGAGGCUCUAUACACGUCUUUGGCCGAGUACUUCGUGUUCGACCCCAACAAGUACACACUGGAUGAAUUUGCGAGUGAUAUCAAGACUUUCAAGGACGCUUUUGCCGCGGCGCACCAAGAGAACCAGAUAGCCCGUGAAGCGGAAGAGCGAGCCAACAGGGCCAAGGAACAGAGAGCGGUGGCGGAGCGCGAGCGGCGCGACCGGCAGCAGAGAUACAAGCAGUUCGUGGACAUGGAGCGGCAACAGGACGGGGUCAUGGACAGUCUUAUGGAGGCGCUACAGAGCGGGUCGGCGUUCAGCAGAGAGCGGCCGCGGAAGAAGGCCAACCCGAGGGUAGCGGGAGCUGAAAGAAGAGCUCAACUCAGUCGGUCUCGAUCCCGCUCCGGUCUGACGGGGCCUUUAUCCACCAUGGACCUAAUGACCAACGAGCUGCUCAGCAAUGCGUGAUAGCUUCACGCACCAAGUGAUAUUAGUGAUGUAAUUAUUGUCAUUUAGAAUAAACCGUAAGCUGACUACUUAAAACGUAUUUACACAGCCAUGAGCGCUUCAAACGAGAAUGAACCCUGUUGUUGUAAUCUAUACGGCCUAAAACGCAAUGAGAAAAUGGCAGGUGCCAAUAAUUGAAAAGACAAUUCGUAAAAGUCAAAAUAUGCUUGCGUAAAAAAUAUAGACUUUAGUGGCCUUACCACAAAAACUUAACGCCUCAAAAUCUGUCAAAUUUCAUUUUAAACACUUUUUAAACAAAAUUUUUUUGGUAGUACAGUAUCAGAGCUUAGGAAAAUUACAAUGUAUAAUUUGAGAAAGUGUUUGUUGUUUUUUCGGACUGCAGAGAACUUGCUUCCGCGAUGUAGGUUCGGCUAAGCGUGUGCUGCCAUCUAUUGAACCGUGUCGCAAUCCUGAAUCUGGGUCUAUAUUUAUUUACACAAGCAUUAAAAUGUUUGUAUAUAAAGUGGUAAACCUUCACCUUAUAUGGUGUUUUUCAAUGCUAAUUGAUAUUAAAUUAAUACGUAGCUAUUCCAUAUACUGCUGUGAUGUUUAUAAUUGUUAUAAUGUUUUAAAGCUGUUUAAAAAUGCCGGUUUAAAUUAUGUGUUUUCUUUAAUAUAACAUAAACAUAAUAAAAUAAAAUAAUAUAAACUGGCCGUGAGACAUAACUAUAGAAAAACGCACAAGCUUAAUAAUUGCUUUUUAAAGUGAACAACAUCAAAUACGAUUAUAAUUAAUAUUUCUGAAAUUAACGCCAUCUAGUUAAUGGAAAAUGAACUACGAUGAGUGUGCGCGACACUGUUUUAUCUUUGCGUAGUGAUAAUAAUAAAGUGCCCUACUGUAAUUAUUGAUUUGUAAUUAAAUCCUAAAGCUUCACAGAAGUAAAAUUUUAAGUGUCUUAUAAAGUAAUAUUGCAAUACAUUUUUUUUAUAUAAACGUUUACAACCAAUGUUAGAUGUGAAUGGCUUCUAUUUAUUCGUAAGAAAAUCCGUUAGCAUUAUAUUAAGUAACUUUUGCUGUAGUCUUAUACAAUUUGACAUGUUUUGUACUCAAAUGACGUUAAAGCUCCUACCGUAUUCAUAGAACUUACAAAGGGUUUUAUAAAUCGACUUCAUAAAUCUGUGAGAAAUACACGAGUUACGACUCUAUGUAAUAGUCAAAAAGUCAAAAUUCGUGUAUCAUGAUGAUGCUUUGGAAUCAGCAAGGUCUAUGAAUAUGGGGUUAAGAAAAUAUAAGCCUUGUAUAAAUAAUGCAAUGUAGGUAAAAAGUUAAAUUUCCACCCAAUUUGAAUGAUGCCCACCAGAAAUAUAUAGUUAAGUGGCGGUUUACAAUGACAGUAAAAAUUGCAUAAGUCGACUCGUGCAACAAGUUUAGUGCCAAUUUCUCCAUUGUCGGUUAUUUAACCGACCGGGAUUGGUUAAUCAAUAAAUAUACGUCAUCUCCAUAUAAAAUUCUUGACAGAUGUGUCAAAGGUCAACAACUAAUACCUGGUUAUGCUCUAACAGACUAUGGAGAAAUUGGCACUUAGUCCAUUUUUUUUAACAAACGAGUACCGAAAUAUUUUAACUGCGUUGCUAUGCUAUAGGUCCAC
Plutella xylostella (diamondback moth) is the source of this 6127-nucleotide messenger RNA. Lineage: Eukaryota; Metazoa; Arthropoda; Insecta; Lepidoptera; Plutellidae. The record is from RefSeq and is a predicted model, not a curated record.